Molecule: messenger RNA, 1472 nt
Organism: Tupaia belangeri chinensis (Chinese tree shrew)
Lineage: Eukaryota; Metazoa; Chordata; Mammalia; Scandentia; Tupaiidae
Exons: 3
Coding region: 5-676 (223 amino acids)
Source: RefSeq, a predicted model, not a curated record
AACCAUGGUGGCCAGCCAAGAUCUGCCCCUUAUGCACAGGGCUGAACCUCUGAGUACGGUGCCAGCUCGGCAUAUGACUUUAGAGUCCAAAAACUUAAGUCCUAAUGACCAAUUGUGUAUGGGAAGUCUUCUCGAUGAACAUGCUAACACACGUGAGUGUUCCAUGAAUUACUCACUAUGUUCUUGCAGUGAAGCUACCGAGAGGAUGAUCACAGGAAAACACCUUGCGGUAUUUGUAGAAGUGGACCUGCACACGUUGACCUGGACAUGGGCCAAGUGUCCAUACAGGAUUCACGGUUUUGGGGUCUCAGCGCAGAGCCCCUGUGAUAACAGCUUACAGUUCACGGUGGGCCAUACUCCUCGACACCCGAAACCUAGGACGACCAGUCCUGGACGUGGGUGCCACGGCUGCUGUGCACAGCCCUGCGAGCCUGGAGCAGCUCAUCCCAGAGGGACGGCUGGAAGGAGGUGGGCGAGAGUCAUUGAGGCCGGCAGGACCCUCAGUCUGUGUCUGGACAGUCGCGUACUCCGCAGCACCACGAGGGCCAGCACAGCGCGGAAGACAAAGGCAGACGGACGGCCAGGGCCGAACCCCCAUGCUGAGGUCAGGAGUGAGCCGGCGCAGCAAAGCCAGCCCUCAGCUCACGCUCCUUUCCUCCGGGUUGUAUUUCCGUAAGACUUUAUUUAAAAGUGAAUCCUUUGUAUUCUGUUCCAUGAUCCUUUGAGGAGAGCUGCAACUGGGACCAGCGUGUCACUGAGGACGGCACUGCUACCGUUCAGGAACGUGGAAACCAGGCACAGGUCCUGUCUGGGAGCGGUGGGGAAAAGCUCUGCUCCCUAACACAGCAACUAAUAUGUGCUACCCUUACCCUGGAGCAAACUCUGCCAUCGGGAGUCCACCUGCACUGGCGCUGAGCGGAAACACGAGCACGGCGUGUCCAGUCCAAACGGUCCCGUGACGCCCGCCCGCUGCUCACUCCCACGCAGGCGGGCCAGGCCAGGACUCGCUCUGCCCGUCUGCAGGGGCACCGUGACUCGCACCAUUCCAGCUCAUGAAAAACGCCCGCUCGUUUUAAUGGCUUAGAUGACAAUACUCUUCCAGCUCUUCUCCUCUGCCCUCCAGAGGCCUCUCCUGGUCAGCAGACCUCCUUCUACCCCACCCCACUAUGAGCUGUCCCUGAAUUUGAAGGGGCCUCAUACCCAUGGCCUUAGCGCUGCUGCUUCCCUGGGCACACACUUCCCAGACAGCCCCCCAUUAAUCAUCUGAGUCUAAGCGCUGCUUCCAAGCCCCUGACUUCCAAAUCGGUCAUCUGCCAGUGCUUGGCACCCAGUUGGUCACAGACGCCUCAGAUUCAGCCAGUCACGUUUGCCCCAAACACAAUCCUCCCCAGUGCUUUCUGGUCAGCGUGUGACUGUCCACCCAGCUGAUCAGGCCAGCAGGGUGGGGACUACGACCUACUGCUCCUCCUCCC